This is a messenger RNA of Psilocybe cubensis, 1833 nucleotides long. RefSeq lists its product as uncharacterized. The transcript has a single exon. The coding region runs from base 1 to 1833 and encodes 610 amino acids. Lineage: Eukaryota; Fungi; Basidiomycota; Agaricomycetes; Agaricales; Agrocybaceae. The record is from RefSeq and is a predicted model, not a curated record. Gene Ontology annotation, molecular function: protein binding.
AUGAACCCCACUCCUGUGCUACUUUGCCCAGGGCUUUACGACGCGGACGAAAGUUUGCGAGACGUUGCAAGGUUUCAAGAUUCCGAGGAAGUGCCACAAGGAUUGAAAAUCUACAGCAUAAAUUCGUCACCCAUAGCUUAUCUUCCUCCAGAGCUUCUGAGCAAAAUCUUUUUGCUUUAUCAAAGAAGCAUUCAAGGGCCGGAGACAGACCUAUACGAGCAGACGUGCAUCGACCAUCCAAAGCCCCCAAGGGACUACCUCAUGCCACUAGAGUGGAUAAAGCUGAUACACGUUUCGAAGAGAUGGAGAGAAGUAGGCAAAAAUCUAAAGGAGCUCUGGUCCCAUUUCUCUUUCAGGUACUUUUUGCUGGAAAGAGACCUGAUAAUGGCACGCUCAGAUGGACGAAACCUUGUCUUCCGCGACUCCAUCGGAGAUGAAAGCAUAGCACUGUGCGGCCUUUUCUUCUACGAACACUUACAUCGUCUCAGGGAGAUCGAUGUUUCUGGAUACGAUAUUCUGUCCCGGGUACUUAAUCCUCACGUCAUUCCUGCAACAACUUUGCCGUCUAAUUUGUGUUGUCUGCGACUUGCUUGUUCGGUCUCUGGUUUAUCCGCUCUUGCGGAUGUUGACCUUCUUGCAGCAUUUCUAUCUCGUACGCCGGAUCUGAAAGUCCUUGAAAUUGAUUUUCCUCUUAAAUGGAAUGCUCCUGAUCUCAAACUGGCUGGUUUGACUCACCUCAAAAUCAUGCAUGGCGACCAUAUCAGCAAACCAUUGGCUUCAGAAUUCUUUCAGGCUAUUGCCUCUUUAGAAACCUUACAACUUCUGCAUCUAGUAGGAGAUGCUCUUCCACGUCGCGUUGGCGACCCCCCUGUGGCAUUUUCUCACUUGGAACGUCAACGGACCUGUCUUGCCGACACGUUGCGCGUUCUUAUACUUGACUCUGGUGUUGAUUCUCUCCACUUCUUGCUGGACAACAUUACCGUCCCACAGAAGACUCAGAUUCGGCUUAGGAGCUCUAGAUGUCCAGAGCGUACCAACAUACCAUAUCUGGUAAUGAUCAUCUCGCGCCUCAAGCAUAUCUGUUGGCCAUUCAAUACACUUCUACUGGAUGCCGAGCUUAGUAUCCACACCAUGGUAAUGGAAUUCUCUAGUCGUCAAUUUCUCAACCAUGAUGGUUCAGGGAGUGUCUAUGCCCAUUCCCUGAAGCUCCAAAUAUACGCUGACACGCCAAUUACUUGUCCGAAAUUCGCAUCCGAUAAUGAUCCAGUGAACAUGAACGAUAGUCUGAUAAACAUUGAACUUCCAUGGUUUCCAUACAAUAAGCCUUUGGAAAGCGUUUGCCGGGAUGCACCCGCCUUUCUUUCUGACAUAUGCCAUAUCUUUCAACGCCACAUGAGACUGUCUGUAUUGACUCUGCGAGUUCGGGACGACGGAAACAUCUCAAGUUUGUUCACAGUCGGGGACACGUAUUUUCUCGAUGUUUUCGGGCAGCAGCCUCUGUUACAAAAACUGUAUACGAAUCCACCCGUGUUGGAGUCUCUUUUGCGGAACUUGAGUCCACCGAUAGAUGAAGCUCAGGUCAAGAGGAAGAGAAUGGCGGCCGAAUCUCCUCCGACUUCCUUGUUCCCGCAGCUCUGUUUCCUCCAUGUGUCAAAUAAUUACCGGACAUGUAUAUCAGACCAGGCCUUUUGUGCCAGUCUAGCCAGGAGAGCAAAAUUCUGCCAGGCAUUGGACACUUUGUCGAUUUCAAGCCCCUCAAACCUUAAAGGGCCCUACAGCAGUGCGGCACUUCUCCAGAAACAGGUUAGCAAUCUAAUUCUUAGGCCUCAUUGA